AAAAUAUGGAAUAAUAACAAUUUUGUCUUUAUUUUUUAAUAUACUCGACCCGAGUUGAAUUUUUGGCGUUUAAAAUGUUGGCGGGCGUGGCAGGCUGUUGUACAUUAGUGAUUGGAAUUGCGCAUUAAUAAAAUAAAAUAAAAUAAAAUAAAAUAAAUGUUGCUAAAUAAAUGAGUGAAAGCAAACAAAUGAUUAAAUGCAAAUGUUUUGUACUUAAAAGUUUAAUACAAAUUGAUGAAGUCUGACAUGCGGAAGUUUAGACGUCACUUGCACAUGCACUGUGCUGAACUUGUUUUUAAAAAUAAGUCUAACGUGUAAACAGUUAAUUUGGUGAUUCCUUUGCAUCCCAUUAUCACACAAUUGUUUACUAAAAACGAAAACAGUGCUAAACACGGUUGAAAAUAAUGGAACGUGCGUUAUUAUUCAAAUGUGGUCGAUGAAGUGACGGAAGUAUUUUGCGGCUGCACAUUUCCUGUUCCCUAGCAACAAGAGCAGUGUUGAAGAAUAAGACAAUUGGAAGAAGAGAGUCCCUUUUGAUCGUUAUACACCUCAAAAUAAGUUCUUUUGUCAGAUAACGAGUGGGCAAAUGUCUCCUGGAAUGUGCGUGGAGUCGAUAUUGGAGGCAGGAUUUAUCUUCUACUGCGUGGCCACUCUGGACACCCUCCUGACCUAAACGACUGUUCUCCAUUGUGUAUGGACAAGAAAGGCAUCAAAUGUAUUCCCCUCCUGCAUACGCUGUCAACCUGGUGCGCUUAUUUCGCUCUUCAUCGUCACGACUGCGCAUGACGGCGCAUGGACGGCAGGUUUCCUGUGCCAACAGUGCGGGCUGUUCUGUCCUGACAUGGCCACGCUUGUAGAGCACACGGACGCUCACCUGGAGCAGGACGAGGAGCGCAAGUUCAAGUGUGACGAAUGCGGACGUGGCUACAGACAUGCCGGCAGCCUCGCCAAUCACAAAAAGGCUCACGACGUGGGAUUGUUUGAGUGCCAUUUGUGCGGCAAAGAGAACUCAAACGCUUUGGCUUUGAAAAGUCAUAUGCGGAGUCACACGGCUCACAAAAAGUACUCCUGUUCCCGAUGCGGCAAGGCUUUCCGCCUGGCUACGCAACUCGCUACGCACGAGCGGGCUCACCGUGUCUCGCAAUCAAAGACUGAGGACGAGGAGUAUGAAGACAUGGCAAAUAAUCAUUGGAACAACCAGUCGAUCCAGGCGGAGAACGGCCUCGUUGAUCACAACCGACCGCAGUGUGACUCGUCCGAUGACGCCGACGGCCGACCGUUCAAGUGCGACCUGUGCGACAAGACUUACAUUCACCUCCGAAGCUUGAACAACCACAAGAAGACUCACCAGGUGGGAAUAUUUGAGUGCACCGUCUGCUUCAAACUCUUCAACAACAUGGCCGCGCUCUACAGCCACCAGAGGACACACAAAAUCCGAAGCGGCCGCGGCGGAGGCAGUAGCUCAGCGUCCGGCUUCUACGCUAACGCCACACAGGAGCAGUUUUCCCCAAAGAGUCCGGACGGUCCCGUCAACUUCUGCCAUUUGUGUCAGGUUGUGUUCCCUAGUGAGGAGGAGUUCCAGGAGCACAUCCAAAUGCACAACUCAUCGUCGGCAACCUUUGGCCUGGAGGACAACACAGCGGAGAGCCCCCAUAUGCCAUACAACAACAUUACCUCGCCUCAAUCCAGCUUUUACGCAGCUCCUAACGAUCUCGCUCCCUUGCCAUCGGUCGAUAAUUGUCAAGGUUUUGAUCAGCCGCGCGGUCACAUGUAUUCAAACAGUAAUCAAACACCGUCUUCCGACUGCUCUCAGGGACAACCCCCGCCCGUGGACCCCGGAAUUCUCAAUCCGCUUCCGAAUGCGUCCGGGAGGGACGACGCUUCCGCGGCCGAUUCCGACGAGCGUCCCUUCAGGUGUCAGAUCUGCGGCAAGAGCUACCGCCACUCCGGAAGCCUUAUCAACCACAAGCGCUCACAUCAGGUGGGGAUUUACCAGUGCUCCGUUUGCAGGAAGAAGUACCCUCACCUGGCCGCGCUCAAGAGUCACCUCCGCCUACACAAGGGUCACAAAUCCUCAUUCAACCCCAACGGAGCGGGGGACUGGCUCGCUUCUGAACAAUUUUCUCCAGUCAGCGACCAGGGGCUUUUCUUCUCAACACAGGAUGCGGAGGACAACAACGAUCCUCAUCUUGGACUCGGCACGUACCUCGAUCGUCAGGACUCUGCUCCAGAUGCGAGCGUGCGGCCACCUCACGCCGAGCUUUCCACACAGAGGCACAUGUGCGCCGACUGCGGGGACUCUUUUGCGGACAUCGCCGGGAUCAUGGCGCACUCGUGCCCCCUGCUUCAACAGCAGCACUCGAGCGGGGGCCACAACGCCGACGGGAACUUUGAGGGCACCGUCGCGCAGUUUCAAGGACUGAACGAGAGCGCUCAUCAGAGUUACUUUGAGCAGAGCUUCAAAGAAAAUCUGAGCGGCGAGCAGCUGAGCGGCAUGGCCGAAGAAGACGAUGGCGACCUUUUUCAGUGUUCCAUUUGCGGAAACAGCUACAGCAGCAUGCAGGCCCUCAGGAGCCAUCUCCGAGGUCACACGCGGUCCCGGUGCGCCACCGCCAGCUCGGGACCCUCGUCCUUAUCCUCCCAGGAGGAGGCCAGAGACGAGGAACCGGAGGAGAUGAUGAUCUGCAGUUCCUGCGGCGAAAGUUUCGCCAGCCGGCAGGACUUGCUCGCCCAUCAGCUCGAGCACGUCAAGCACCGAGGCGAAGACGGCGUCGGCGCGAGUGAGGGCCAAGCGUGCGAGGAGGAGACGCAAAGCGUCAUCUGCGGUCGCUGUGGAACCUUCUGCGCCGACGACCAUCAUCUGGAAAGCCACAACUGCGCGGCGGAGAAGAAAGAAGAGGAAUCGGCAGCGGCAGAAAGCGGCGAGGAAGUGGAAGUAAAAGCAAAGAACUUGCAGCACCAAGCCCGGCGCCACGUCAGAGACCAAUUUGAGGACCGUCAGUACAGAUGCGAUCAGUGCGGCCGCUCGUACAGACACUCGGGUUCCCUCCUCAACCACAAGAAGUCUCACAAAACAGGAGUGUUCAAGUGCAGCGUGUGUCAGAAACGCUUUUACAACCUGUUGGCUCUUAAGAACCACCAGAGGUCCCACUUUGACAUUAAGCGGCAUACUUGCGACGAGUGCGGCAAAGCCUUCAAAAUCCAGAAGCAGCUUUUGAUCCACCUCCGGAGGCACAAGGAGAACCGAGCCAAGAUCAAAGAGCUGAACAACCAGAUCCAGGCCCUGAUGCAGAUGAACAAUUCUGAGGCCGAGGCUGCCCGUGAAGCGCCGGAACGAACGACGCGAGCGGCCGCCGCGGACACAUCGGAGCGCACGGGCGACAGGCGACCCUUUGCAUGCGAGCAGUGCGGGCGCACAUAUCGCCACGCCGGCAGUCUGGUCAACCACAAAAAGUCCCACAAGACAGGCCACUAUUAUUGCUCUAUCUGCAACAAAGCUUACACCAAUCAACUGGCCGUCAAGAACCACUUGCGCACGCACUUUGCCAGUCGGAAGCAUUCUUGCCAAAAGUGCGGGAAAGGCUUCCGUGGAAAAUGGCAGCUAUCGGCUCACAUCUGCGCCGACUCCCAGAAGGGCGGCGGGCGGAGCUCGAGGUCUCGAGCUGCAAAGUGCAAACGAUGUAAAGAGACGUUUCCGUCCCGUGACCAAUUGGCAGCCCACGCCUGCGACGGCUCCCCGGCGAGCCACGAGGAAGAGCGUGCGUUCCCCUGCAACAUUUGCCACCGUAGCUAUCGGCACGCGGGCAGCCUCCUCAACCACAAGAACACGCACAAGACGGGACACUUCUCCUGCACCUUCUGCGCCAAGCCCUUCAGCAACCCCAUGGCGCUGCGCAACCACACUCGCAUCCACACGCAGCAGAAGAAAUAUGCGUGUCUGACGUGCGGGAAGGCCUUCCGCCUCGCCAGCAUCCUCCACAACCAUCAGAAGGUCCACAACCGCGCCAGCGCCCGCUUCAGCUGUCCGGCGUGCGGCAAGAGCUUCCGGGGAAGGUCCGGACUCAAGAGGCACCGCUGCCGAAGGGGUUGUGGAGAGGACGGGACGCAGCCAGAAGAGAGCCAGGACAAGUGCUUCAGGUGCGACCUUUGCGGGCGCUCGUACCGCCACGCCGGCUCCCUCCUCAACCACAAGAAAACUCACUCUGAAAACCUCCACCACUGCGGCCUUUGUCUGCAGACCUUCCCGGACCCCCUGGCUCUCCAGAUCCACUCCCAGAUGAGGCGCCAUUGCUGCCCGGAAUGCGGCAAGACCUUCUGCCUCAUCGCACACUUGCAGAGCCACAUGGAGGUUCACUCCAAGGAUCGCUCCAACGUUGGCAGCUCGGGUGAACUCGAGGCUAACGGCCUUAGCUGGACCGAGCCUGUGUCCCGUUCUCCCGAAAGCGCCGGCGACCAGGCGGAGAAGAGCCAUGUGUGCGAGCACUGCGGCCGCACUUACCGCCACGCCGGCUCUCUCCUCAACCACAAGAACAGCCACAAGACGGGCUCCUUCACCUGCAGCGCUUGCCACAAGGAAUUCUCCAACCUGAUGGCCCUCAAGAACCACCGGCGCAUUCACACGGAACCCAAGCGCUACCAGUGCCUGGAGUGCGGCAAGGCCUUCCGCGUAUCCACGCAGCUCAUCUGUCACCGGAGAAUCCACAGCAAAGAGAAGCCCUUCUCCUGUGCGCUGUGCGCCAGAAGCUUCUCCAACAAGUCCAACCUGAGGCACCACGAGAAGUUGCACCAGAACCAUCACGCUUACGACGACACCUCAGCGUUUAACUUGGAUGCUAACGGCUUCAUGGGCUUGGACAUGGGCUCCUUCCUUUAAGGUCGCCUCUCACUCGUACCGCUCGUACCUCCGACUCGUGAUUUCCUCGCAUCUUCUAAAUGUUGUUCUCGAGUCACGCCGCGCGUCACUUCACCUUCCUCACGGAGAAACAACCAAAGUGAUCCGUAUAGCGUGGCCCGCUUUUCCAGCGACUCUUCAGUGCCUGUAUCAAGAAACAUAAAAUGUAUACUCCACUCCCAAAAAAAUUGGACACUUGGGGGGGGGGGGCAAGCGAACCUUUUCAAGUGAGCGAAAUCUAACGUUUCCGUUUUUCAGUGCUUUGUGUGCAGGUUACUCUUCCUUCCCAAACAAUGAGCCGAACGGUUUGUGGUGCCGGAGUGGAUCGGAUCAACUGCUUUUUGUCAAUGAUAGUUGAGGAUCAACCACUUUUUGUAAACGGAUUCCUGAAAUGCAUUUCCAAAAGCCAAACAACCGGAACUUUUUUAGGGGUGGUGUAUGUUGUGUUUGUGACUGCUCACAUCACACACCUCUUGUGUGAAAACCGUCAAAUACCUCAUUGUAGUUCGUGCAAGGCUCACUCAAAGUGAUGGACUUGAAUCUAGUUACUACUAGUCUACUUACUAAUUUAAGUUUUUGUUAAGUGACCUUGUAUGCUGAAACUUACUAAUGUUCUCGCAUAAGACAGAGCACUGGAUAGCACGUCCGCCUCACUGUUGGGAGGUGCUGGUCUUGUGCAGCGUAUGCAUGCCCCCCCCAACCUCAUCCCCUCGUGCCCACGUGCCUCCUGUUUCCUCCCACAUUUCAUUGGACACUCGUAAUUUUCUGUAGCUAAGUUUGUGAGUGUGACUGGUUGUUUGUCUGUCUGUGUGCCCUGCGAUUGGCUGGCAACCAGUUCAGGGUGUAUCCCGCCUACUGCUCAGUCAGCUGCCGGCCCCUGUUCAAUACACACACAGUGUAGUGUCAUGAUUUUAUCUCACGAGUAUAUCGAUGUUGACUUUACCCCAUCUGUAGUUUGCAUGCAAAAGUGCCACAGUUAAAUUGAUACAUAUAGUAUCAAAUAUUAAAAUGUUAUUAGUAGUUUAAAUUACAGAAAGUAAAUGCACCAUUAAAUUAUUAAUAAACUGUCAUUAUUUA
Molecule: messenger RNA, 5968 nt
Organism: Syngnathus typhle (broad-nosed pipefish)
Lineage: Eukaryota; Metazoa; Chordata; Actinopteri; Syngnathiformes; Syngnathidae
Gene: znf646
Product: zinc finger protein 646
Exons: 4
Coding region: 842-4873 (1343 amino acids)
Biological process (GO): regulation of transcription by RNA polymerase II
Cellular component (GO): nucleus
Molecular function (GO): DNA-binding transcription factor activity, RNA polymerase II-specific; RNA polymerase II cis-regulatory region sequence-specific DNA binding
Source: RefSeq, a predicted model, not a curated record